This is a messenger RNA of Entrophospora sp. SA101, 645 nucleotides long. Lineage: Eukaryota; Fungi; Glomeromycota; Glomeromycetes; Entrophosporales; Entrophosporaceae. The record is from the annotation of a GenBank genome assembly.
AUGCCAACUGCCAACAUAAGUAGUAAUAAUGGUAUUAAUGGCAUCAAAUCAUCAGAAAGAAGUGAAAGGUUAAUUGAUAUUUCCUUGUCGUCAUCAUUACCAUCGACAAUCAAUGAAAUAAGCGGUUCCGAUCCUCAAUUACUAGAUAAUUAUAAUUUAACAUUAUCGCCUACUUUAACAGGUUCAAGUAGACCGGUUUCGAGUGUUUCUUCGGCUACAAAUGUAGACAACGAAUAUGAUGCUUUAUCGGACUCGUCUCAUUCCUUGUCAUCUUCAUUUUCGGCUUCCAUACUUACAAGUCAUCGUGAUAGUCUGUGUGACACUGCAUCAAGCCUAAGUGCAUCACCUUGUCAAAGUGAAUUUAACUAUAAAAAUCAUAAAAGGAAAUCACUCGAUUUCCACAAUCCUUCACAACAACACAUCAACAAUAAUACCAAUCUUCCCGAUCAUCAUCAUCGAUUUUCAGUACCAACAGUGACCAACGAAUCUGUAUCAAACAAUCCCACAAAUCGAUAUUAUCCCACGUCACGUCGUGCAUCUAUGCCUAUUAUUCAUAACAACGAUUCUAGCACUAUCCUAAAAGAGUCUCAACUUUAUCAAAAUUUCAAUUCAACGAAAAAAUAUCUCGCGCCUCGAUCAGAAUGA